GCCGGACAAUACGGAAGUGUGUUCUUCGUUGUACUUCUGCACCAUUCAAACGCAUAGAGGUUACUUUUAAAUAUUAAAACACUUCAAUAAACGAUUUAAUCUCCGUUUUAAUGGAGGAAAACUCACAUCUAUCACUUGUGGGUGGUGUCGGAAUCGCGGUGGUGUCUAGUUUUAUCAAUGGCUCCACGUUUGUGCUGCAGAAGAAGGGAAUAUUGCGUUCUCGCAAAGCUGGGAAGACUUACCUGUCUGACUGUGUGUGGUGGACCGGAACACUGGCAAUGAUAGUGGGACAGGUGGGGAAUUUCCUCGCACACAACGCAGCGCCAGCCGUGUUGGUGACCCCACUGGGAGCGCUCGGGGUUCUGUUCGGAGCUGUUCUGGCAUCAUGGCUCCUGCAGGAACAGCUGGAGCUGCUGGGUAAACUGGGCUGUGUGCUGUGCUGCUGUGGCUCUGUGGUGCUCAUCAUUCACUCCCCAAAGACCGAUAGCAUGGCAUCGAGAGCUGAGUUCCAGCAGCAGCUUCUCGACCCAGUGUUUGUGAGCUACAUCACGCUGGUGCUGCUGCUACUGGUGCUGCUGAUUGGCUGGCUCUCUCCAGCGUACGGAAAGUCCAACAUCAUGGUGUACGUGGGAAUCUGUUCCCUGUUGGGAAGCUUCACGGUGCCGAGCUGCAAAGGUCUGGGUCUGGCUGCGAAGGAGGCGUUCAGCGGAGACUCGUCUCCCGAUAACGGAGCUCUGUUCCUCUUCCUAAGCUUGCUGGGAAUUCUCCUGGUCAGCAUCCUGACCCAGUUCACCUUCAUCAACAGAGCCUUGGAGAGCUUCAGCUCCAAUGUCUUCGAGGCUGUGUAUUACGUCACCUUCACGUGCUCUGUCAUCCUCGCCACCGCCAUCUUGUUUAAAGAGUGGGAGGAGCUCGGAGCUCUGGACUGUCUUGGGAUUUUGUGUGGAUUCAUUACGAUAUCUGUGGGAGUGACACUGUUACGCGUGUCUCAGGAAGCCAUGCUCACGUGGACUCCGCCCAAAGCCAAAGACGAGUAGUUUAUAUUUAAACAUCUGUCAGAACUCUGGAAUCAUGCGCUCGUUUCAGGCGGCAGUGUUGCACUACAGCGCCCCCUGCUGGAGAUGAUCUAUUACACCAACACAUGCUCACUUCUGUGGAAUUGUGUCUUGUUAUUAAUUGACAUAUCCUGCUAUUAAGGGUGUGUUUUAACAUAACACACAAAUCAGGAAAUAAAUCAACUGAAUAAAUACUAUACCUCAUCUAACGGUUUAAAUUAAUCCUCAUGUUUCCAUCCUUAUGUCACUGUCUCUACACUUAUGUCACUCCUUCUAUCCUUAUGUCACUCUCUCUAAACUUAUGUGACUCCUGCUACCCUUAUGUCACUCCUUUUAUCCUUAUAUUACUCCUGCUACCCUUAUGUCACUUCUGCUAUCCUUAUCCCACUCCUUUUAUCCUUAUGUCACUCCUGCUACCCUUAUGUCACUCCUUUUAUCCUUAUGUCACUCCCUCUACCUGUAUGUCACUUCCUCUAUACUUAUGUCACUUCUUUUAUCCUUAUAUCACUCUCUCUACCCUUAUGUCUCUCUCCCUACCCUUAUGUCUCUCUCUCUACCCUUAUGUCUCUCUCUCCACCCUUAUGUCACUCUCUCUACCCUUAUGUCACUCUCUCUACCCUUAUGUCUCUCUUUGUAUCCUUAUGUCACGCGUUUCAUCCUUAUGUCACUCCUGCUACCCUUAUGUCACUCCCUCUACCCUUAUGUCAAUCCCAGAACCCUAAUAUAAGUCUCAUUAUCCUAAAGUUCACUGUAUUUAAGAUGAACAGGAAAGGAUUUAAAGCCAGUAUUUUCUCAUUUUUAAUACCUAAUAGAACAGAAAUCUUCCAUUUGGAGAUUUAGACACUGAAUUCCAUUUAUAAAUAUGCAGCUGUGAAACCAAACAAGCACAAGUUUCUUCUUGCUGUGUUUUUUCAGUGUACGUUCUGUCCUGAGGGUGUGUAAACUUUUGCACUCAGCUCUUCGUGCGUAACUCUGUAGCUGAUGUCACUAAUCAGGGUUGAUUAAAUGACACAAGCUGUGAUGUCACUAACGACUCCUGUAUUAACAAAGGUGGUUUUGAACACUAGUGUGAUUUUUAAUUGUUUGUAAUAAUAAUUACGUUUUUUUUCUUAAUAAACAAUAAUGACAAGAAAUCAUACAAAAUCCUCCACAUUCCUUAUUGUGUGACUUUUUUAAUUAAAGACAAAAACCUAAUACUUGCAAAUCGCCAAAAAGUGUAUUUAUCAUAUUUAAUAGUCAUUUCUAUUUAAUUUUUAAAGUGUUAAAUAAUUUUAUACUUGAAUGACUAUUUAAUAACGCAAAAAAUUAAAAGCAA
This is a messenger RNA of Hemibagrus wyckioides, 2370 nucleotides long. RefSeq names its product NIPA magnesium transporter 1 (gene nipa1). Gene Ontology annotation, biological process: magnesium ion transport. The coding region runs from base 111 to 1037 and encodes 308 amino acids. NCBI's taxonomy places the organism in Eukaryota, Metazoa, Chordata, Actinopteri, Siluriformes, Bagridae. The record is from RefSeq and is a predicted model, not a curated record. Gene Ontology annotation, molecular function: magnesium ion transmembrane transporter activity. Gene Ontology annotation, cellular component: membrane. The transcript is spliced from 5 exons.